Molecule: messenger RNA, 411 nt
Organism: Didymodactylos carnosus
Lineage: Eukaryota; Metazoa; Rotifera; Eurotatoria; Philodinida; Philodinidae
Source: the annotation of a GenBank genome assembly
AUGAAAGCACCUAGUUUGCGGUCUGCAUUAUAUAUUGUUGAAGAUGCCGAAAAUGAUAAUAAAUCAAAAUUAAAAUUAUUCUUUAAAGCACUUGUUAAAGGUGUUAAUAGUGAUUCGUAUAUGAAUACAUUAAAACGCUUUCAAAUAUCGCCAUCAACAUUGACUGAACAUGAUGAGAUAUUAAUAUUUGACUGUUUUAAUUCUAUGAUGCAUAACAAAUAUUAUAAUCAAAAAUCUCAAAAUAAAUUUUGUGACAAAUGGUUACCAAAAUAUGAAUAUAUCUUACAUGAAUUAGUAACAACAAUACCACUACAAUUCCAUACAGUAAAAUAUGUAAUUGUUAAUUUAAUGUUAAUGCAACGAUCUAUGGAUAAUAUGCUCUCAGUUCUAAUUCCAAAUUUUAGCAUUUAA